AUGCAAGGCUCUGCUCAAGCCAACGACCAGCUAAUCAUCUCCGAUGACCCUUACCAUCCCGCCAACCACAUCUGCACCCUCUGCCGCAGCUUCUACAACCUGGGUUGGGUCACCGGCACCGGAGGCGGCACAUCGAUCCGCAAGGGUCCGCACAUCUUCAUUGCGCCGUCUGGGGUGCAGAAAGAAUUGAUGCAGCCGGAGAAUAUCUUCGUCCUGGACUAUGCUACGACAUCGUACCUGCGGAAACCUCCGGUGCUGAAGCCGUCUGCGUGUACGCCGCUGUUCAUGGCUGCGUUUGACAUGGGCGCGGGAUGUUGUAUCCAUACACACUCACAGUGGGCAGUCCUGGUGACUCUCCUCGUGGAGCGGGAUGCGGCUCAGAAGGGCGAGAAGCUCGAAGACACAUGCUUCGAGAUCGAGAAGAUCGAACAGAUCAAAGGUAUCCCGCAAGGAAGACGUAAACAGGGGAUGCUUGGUUUCUUCGACAAGCUCAGAGUGCCAAUCAUUGAGAACACUGCGCACGAGGAGGACUUGACUUCGAGUCUGGAAGCGGCGAUGGAUAGGUACCCUGAUACGUACGCGGUCCUGGUGAGGAGGCACGGCGUUUAUGUUUGGGGUGACGACGUGCAGAAGGCUAAGACGCAGGCGGAGAGCUUGGACUAUCUCUUCAGGUUGGCAGUAGAGAUGAGGACGCUUGGACUGCCGUGGACGACAAGUUGA
Messenger RNA from Letharia columbiana, 720 nucleotides. RefSeq lists its product as uncharacterized. Bases 1 to 720 code for a protein of 239 amino acids. NCBI's taxonomy places the organism in Eukaryota, Fungi, Ascomycota, Lecanoromycetes, Lecanorales, Parmeliaceae. The record is from RefSeq and is a predicted model, not a curated record. Gene Ontology annotation, molecular function: methylthioribulose 1-phosphate dehydratase activity; metal ion binding. Gene Ontology annotation, cellular component: cytoplasm. The transcript has 3 exons.